CCAAAGUGACUUGAUUACACCUGAUGACUCUGAUUUAACAUCGCCAAUAUUUCCUCAUUUUGUAACUUGUGCGAGCUACUAUGCGACGCGUAUUGAGUGUUGUGCUCGUGUCAGUGUUGUUGGCAAGCUUGGGAGUUGCUAGAGGUUACGAUGUGGACCACCCACCCGCCGUCUGCCCCAAAAACAGCGCCUGUGCUUAUUCAAAAGAAAAGUCUUCGACAGACUUAUUUCACUACUUGAUCAAUGGAUCUACACUUAUAGAAAUCAAAUACACGCCAUCGGAAAAAUACUUCCUGAGGUGCAAAGAGAUACCACUUUCAUUAAUUGACAACCUACCAGUCCUGACUGAACAAGAUGAUGUGGAAGAAGUUGAAAUUUACAAUUGUAAAGCUCCCGACCGGAAUAUGUCAUAUUACGACAUAUUUCAAUUAUGGAAUAUCACUCUGACUAAGACACUACGGCUCACUAGACAACCCGCGGAACCUAGAUUACAGGGACAUCAUUUGCGUGAUAUGCCAAUAAACAAACUUAUAAUUGAGAACGAUGGCCGUGAAAACCCACCAGCACGACCGUCACAAGAUUUCGUUAGCGGUGUUGCAGAACUACUCACGUUAAGGCUUAAAAAUGUGAUUCCGGAUGUGCAAGCAUUUAUGCAAUUCCCUGAUAAGUUAGAGAUCCUAAUUCUACAGUACGCGCAAGUGCCAGCUGCAGUAAGCAAGCUAGGGAACGGCAGCGCUUGGUUGGAGCGGUUACUCUCAUUGAAAACUCUGUUCAUCCUAGAGAGCCCCAAAGAUGGAACCGAGCCCUUAAUUCUACCUAAAUUUAAUGUAUCGUUACGAAACUUGACAAGCCUAACUUUAAUAGACGUACCGCUAAAUUCAAGCAGCUUAACUGGGAAGUUGAAUGGCUCUUCUAUUAAACGUCUUGAUCUCCAGUAUUGUGGGUUUAAUAACCUAUCAUAUAAUGUGUUCAAGGGAGCAAAUCUAACCAGUCUUACUAUAAAUCACCAUAAGCUGACCGUACCAAGAGGCGUGUUUUCACCGCUGAAAUGGCUGACGAUGCUGGACCUAACAAACAACAACUUGGACGGUGCUACUCUUCUAGACGCAGUGUCUUCGCUGCCACGUCUGCAGAAGCUAGUGGCCCGUUACAACCCCCUGGGCUCGCUGUGCGGUGAUGCUGAUGUACUUUCUGCUGAAUCAAAGUGGCCAAAGUCGCUGCAGCAUUUGGAUUUGGUCAAAACGAAAGCAACCAGAAUCUGCCCAGACUGGGUUGAAAACGACGAGCUGAUGAAGAUUGAACUUCAAGAUAACAACAUUGGAGAUCUUACUUACAACGAUCUGAUUAUGAAAAGAGCUAUUAUCGGGCCGGUGAUGUUAGACCUGUCUAACAAUCCCAAUUUAGGCAUUGUCAAAGUAUCGAGCACCGAUAAACUACAAUGCCACAACGACUCUGUUCAAAAAGAUUCUAACAAUCGAACGCGAGCAGAGGUACUGGUAAAUAUUAAAAUGAGUGAUGUGAGGUGUGAUCAUGGCGGGUACUUGCUGCAAGAGGCUCUUCGUGCCUGCCCACUGUGGUUGACGCCUAGCGAUAGCAACCACGAUACCGAAUGCCCGUACAGCGGCAGUGAUUGCUUACCAGAAUGUACAUGUUCCAAGCGGCUGCGCGACAAUGCAACAGUUGUGAAAUGCAAGGGGGCUCUGCCGCCGGAACCUCGCUGGCCGGCGUCGAGCCGGGCCUUCCCGCUGGUGUUGUACGCGGACCCCGGCACGCUGGCUGCCGUGCCGACCGAUAUUGAUGUGCUGCUGGAGCUACACGCACCCAAUAACAGCAUCAGCAGACUUGACGGCUCGGAUGUAGCUAAUAUGCUUGCAUUAGAUGUUAGCUACAACAGCAUUCGGCAUAUCUCGGAGAGUGCUGCUCGGAGGCUGAGCGCUGAAGGGACAAUCCGCGUCGAACUUAAAGGCAACAGAUUUGAUUGUUACUGCUCCGACGCGCCAGCUUACGAGCUUCUAGCGAGUAGUCAAGCGGUGCGUGAUUGGAAAGAAGCUUUAUGCGCUGAUAAUAUUCACGUAAUGGAAAAAAUUAAAAGUGGGCUAUGUUUCCCAAUUUGGCCCCUAGCAUUUGGCCUGGUAUGUCUACUACUAUAUGUGUUAGCAAUUGGAUUGAUAUUGCACUUUUGCAAACCACAAAUAAGACAAGUUCUUUUCAAAUUGAAUUGUUGCCGUCGCUAUAUAUUUAGAGUUAAUGAUGAUAUUGAAAAGGAAAAAGAUGUUUUCUUGUCAUAUUGCCACGAAAAUUUAGCGCAAAUGAAUAUUAUAAAAAAAUAUCUAGAAGAACGAGGUUAUUCUACUAUAGAACAUAAUCGUGAUUUUGAACCAGGCGAUCCUAUAUUAAGUCAAAUCGAGGACUCAGUCCAAAAAGCGCGUCGAACACUUGUGCUUGUUUCAAAUCAUUUUAUGCAGUCUAAGUGGAUGGAACACGAGCUUCGCUACGCGCAUACACAUGCUAUUAAGUAUCAAAUAUCUAAAGUGGUAGUCGUCCGAUACAACUUGAGUAAAGAGACUUUGGGCAUGCUGCCACCUGAUCUUAGGUACUACAUUAAACACCACACUUACAUUGAUUGGCAUGAAGAAAAAUUCUGGGUAAACUUAUGCAAUUUCCUUGGAAAGCCCAAAUUUCAGGUUGUCGACCUCAAGAUUGCGUAGCCAUCCACAUUUCCUGAUUCUUCUUCCUCCUCUUCUACCUUUAAGUAGAACUGGCAAUGUAGUUUGUAAUUUACUUCUAGUCAGUACAAGGUACAAGUCACGCUGCCUUUCAAAGUAAAGACAGGUUAAUAGGAUAGGUGUGGUUUGAAGCUUUGUUUUACUUACUUUUUUUUACCUUGUUACGAUGUUCAACUUAUGCAUCUUAAGAAAUAAACUUACGAAAGUUUUUACAUAUAUUAUUUCUCAAAUAAUUGAUACUACUUUUGUUAAAAAUUGUGUAGACCUUUGUUGUUUUAAUUUUCUUCAAUCCUAAAGACUCGUCUUGAUACAAAAUAUUUUAGAUGUAAGAAUUUGAUGUUAAUAUUUUGAGCCUGACGUAACUAUAACACUUUAAUCUCUCGCUUUACACAUAUUUUAUUACACAAACGGGUAUACCGCGAUAUAAUUUGAUUGUUUUUACCUUAAUUGCGACGUUUCAGCUGAAUUGCACCAGCUGCGGUCACGGAAGUUUACCUGACGUAACUGUAGUAAAAAAAUUAAAUCCACGAUAUUAAUGUUACCAAUUUCCUUUUGUUUCUCUUAAAAAAAAACCUUAAUUGUAUGUAUUUUAAUUGCAUAUUAGUAAAACAAUUAAAAUAAAGGUGACAGUCCAUUUCCAACGACAGUACCAUUCAUUUUACUAUGGAAAUUUACAAUAACACCGACGCUUUCAGUACUAGUAGUGCAGCUGCGGUCAGAACUGGAAUGUUACCCUAAGUUUAGAGGUAAGUAUCUAGUUUAAUAAGGGCGUCCAGUUUUCGAUUUUAAACGUCGAUUUAACUAAUUUUACGGUUUAACUUCACCAAUCACACUGUUGACAGGUGACAGAUCAAAUUCAUAGCAGAUUCAGAAAUUUUAAUCAGAAUCUUGCUCCAAGUCUCGAUUUUCGAGCACUAAUAGUGUUGAGCAGUACCUACCUAUUUUACGUUGCCUUGAACUGUCUAUGUUUCAGGUCUCCGAAACAUGUCGCGGGAGUGACUAAAAAUACGGUAGUCAAAUGAGUUUAAGUCGUCCAAUUUCUUUGUUAUUAUGCUAUUACCCAUUAAGAAUAGAUAAUAAUACUUUUGUGUCUACUAUAAGUUUUUAUUUUUUAUUCUCGUAAUAAUUUUAAGUACCUAGUAGAGGCGAAUUAAUAUGUUGUAUCCCUCGUGUUUGAGGCGACACAGGGUCUGGGGGUCUGAAGCCAUUUAGUUUAUAAGGGAGGCGGGGCACAGAAUUAGGAAAAGGACCUCCAAAGUGUAAUGAAUACCUUUGGCACCCGGUAUAAUUUGCGGGGCUAAAUUCGACUGAAAUAAAACUUAAAAUAUCUAAAGUAAUCCAAUUUAUUGACCAAAAAAAAAACAACUUAUUAAUUAAGUAGGUAUAGUUUAUAAAUACAUUUGUUAUCCUGUUUUUUUGUCAUAUGUAAUAUAUGUUUGUUUCAGUUUGUUUUUAUAUUGAAUAAGAGUUAGACCACGA
Messenger RNA from Cydia splendana, 4205 nucleotides. Its product is annotated as protein toll-like. Gene Ontology annotation, cellular component: plasma membrane. The record is from RefSeq and is a predicted model, not a curated record. Gene Ontology annotation, biological process: immune response; inflammatory response; toll-like receptor signaling pathway. The coding region runs from base 81 to 2708 and encodes 875 amino acids. Lineage: Eukaryota; Metazoa; Arthropoda; Insecta; Lepidoptera; Tortricidae. Gene Ontology annotation, molecular function: transmembrane signaling receptor activity. The transcript is spliced from 9 exons.